AUGUAUCAGAGCUUGGCGCUGGCCCAGAGCUCUGGUCAGGCCACCUACACGGACUCGGGAGCCUUUCUGCACGCUUCGGGAGCCGGCUCCCCGGUGUUCGUGGCACCCACGCGUGUACCCUCCAUGCUGCCCUACCUGCCUGCGUGUGAGACGGGCUCGCAGCCUCCCGCGCUUGCCGCACACUCUAGCUGGACUCAGGCAGCUGCCGCUGACUCCUCAGCCUUCGGCUCUGGAAGCCCACACCCGCCAGCCGCACACCCACCGGGCGCCGCCACCUUCCCCUUCGCACACAGCCCCCCGGGGUCGGGCAGCGGCGGCAGUGCGGGGGCCCGGGACAGCAGCGCCUUCCAGGGCUCGCUGCUGGCUCGCGAACAGUACCCGACCCCGCUUGGGAGACCCAUGGGCGCCUCGUAUCCCACAACCUACCCGGCAUACGUGACUCCCGACGUAGCCCCUUCGUGGACCUCCGGACCCUUCGAUGGUAGCAUCCUGCACGGUCUGCAGGGCCGCCCUAGCGGCCUCCCUGGCCGCAGGGCCACCUUCGUACCUGACUUCUUGGAGGAGUUUCCUGGUGAGGGCCGGGAGUGUGUCAACUGUGGAGCCCUGUCUACACCACUGUGGCGCCGGGACGGCACCGGGCACUACCUGUGCAAUGCCUGCGGCCUCUAUCACAAGAUGAACGGGGUCAACCGGCCGCUAGUGAGGCCUCAGAAGCGUCUGUCCUCGUCCCGUCGAUCCGGCCUCUGCUGCUCCAACUGCCACACCGCCACCACCACCCUCUGGAGACGCAAUGCGGAGGGCGAGCCCGUGUGCAAUGCCUGCGGCCUCUACAUGAAGCUCCACGGGGUGCCACGGCCACUAGCAAUGAAGAAAGAGAGCAUCCAGACCAGAAAACGGAAGCCAAAGAACCCUGCCAAGAUCAAGGGCUCCUCAGGAUCCACAGCGAACACCGCAGCCUCUUCUCCCACUAUCCUCAACACUGAGGCCUCAGCUACCACUCUGAAGGCGGAGCCCAGUCUGGCAUCUCCAGGGUGUCCUGGGCCCACUAUCACCUCCCAGGCUUCCAGCUCAGUGGAUGAAUCCCUGGCCCCUAGUCAUCUGGAGUUCAAGUUUGAACCUGAAGACUUUGCCUUCACCUCCUCGUCCCUGAGCCCCCAGGCUGGCCUCAGUGGGGUCCUGCGUCAGGAGGCCUGGUGUGCCCUGGCUUUGGCCUAG
Molecule: messenger RNA, 1215 nt
Organism: Arvicola amphibius (Eurasian water vole)
Lineage: Eukaryota; Metazoa; Chordata; Mammalia; Rodentia; Cricetidae
Gene: Gata5
Product: GATA binding protein 5
Exons: 6
Coding region: 1-1215 (404 amino acids)
Biological process (GO): positive regulation of transcription by RNA polymerase II; cell fate commitment; cardiac muscle tissue development
Cellular component (GO): nucleus
Molecular function (GO): RNA polymerase II cis-regulatory region sequence-specific DNA binding; zinc ion binding; DNA-binding transcription factor activity, RNA polymerase II-specific
Source: RefSeq, a predicted model, not a curated record